Messenger RNA from Eimeria acervulina, 1995 nucleotides. RefSeq lists its product as hypothetical. The coding region runs from base 1 to 1995 and encodes 664 amino acids. The record is from RefSeq and is a predicted model, not a curated record. The transcript has 6 exons. NCBI's taxonomy places the organism in Eukaryota, Apicomplexa, Conoidasida, Eucoccidiorida, Eimeriidae.
AUGCUUGGGGCAGAAGGGUUUAGGCUGCAACUGGCCCAGGUGCUGUCUGCUCUAUCUAAGGCCCCUAUAUCUCUAAGCCCUCAGCUGCUGCAAGCUGCACCAUCUGCUGCUGGAUAUGCGGCUGCAUUUGCAGCUGCUACUGGAUCUGCUGCUGCAUAUGCUGCUGCGUAUGCUACUGCGUAUGCUGCUGCUUCUGAAUCUGCUGCUGCUGCACUAUCUGUGGGGGGGCUGAGUCAUGGGGGAGAGGCUAUGAAGGGCCUUGGGGAGGCGACUCUGUUGGAUGUCGCGCGUUUGCUGCAGGCGUUUGCUGCUGCUGCUGCGCAGCGGCUCCCAGGCUCUUCAGGGGCAGCUGGGAGAACACCCCCCUACCCCUAUGAAGCAGCAUAUGCAACAGAUGCAGCAGAUGCUGCUGCUGCUGCUGCAGCUACUGCAGCAGCAGAAGGCUCCGCAUCUGCAGCCGUGGCAACGACGCACAGCAGCAGCAGCAGCAACAACAACAGCAGCAGCAGCAGCAGUAGCAGCAGCAGUAGCGAGGAGGGCUUGUGUGCUGCUCCUCACCGACGUUUGUUUAUUGCAUGCGUGGAGACAGCUUGCGACCGCAUUCAGUUUGCUGCCCCUGCGGAGUUAGCGGUGGCAGCGCAAGCCUUUGGUUUAGCGCUGCUGCAGUCUCAAGGCGAUGAUGCAGCAGCACUUCUAUCUGUCUUGCAGCAUAUAAGGCGAGCGAGUGUCUCCUCAUUGGCGUUGUUUAUGCCGCAGCAGUUGGGGGCUCUGCUGCAUACUUUCGCUCGAUGGAGACUCUUCUUACCUUCUCAAGAUUUGCUGCUGGCUAUAGAGAGGCUGCAGCAGCUAUCAGGUGCAGCAGCAGCAAGUGCAGCACCGAAGCACUGCAGCGGCGCUGCAGCGGGAACGGGAGGCAGCCAUGCUCCUGCAGCAGCAGCAGGAGCUGCUGCUCCUGCUGCUGCUGCUGCUGCCGCAAUGGAAGGCCUGCCCUGGCACCCCGUCUUCUCCCCAGCUGCUGCUGCUGCACCGCUCGACAGCAGCACUCGCCUUAGCUGUCUGCAUUCGUUGGGGGUGCUGCUGCAGCCAUUUGCUGCUGCAGGAUCUCCAGGAGAAAAGAAUUCUUCUCUUAGCAGCUGCCCCUCCGUUCAUCAGCAGCAGCAAGAGCAGCAAGGGCCUUGGGGUGUACAGACACCUCUCCACAGGUCCCCAUGCAUGCAGCACUCAGCAGCAGCAGCUCAUACCCAAGACAAACCUUCUACAAACUCUAGGGGGCCCCCAUCUCUAUGGGGGGGCCCCGGGGCUGCUGAGGUCCUAGCAGCAGGAGAGCAUUUGUUUAAGGAGUGGUUCUGUGCUGUGUUUCGAGAGUUAGCGUGGGAGCAGCAGCAGCAGCAGCAGCAGCAGCAGCAGCAAACAAAUAUAAAAGGAGACAGCAAAGCAGCAGGAGCUGCUGUCUCCUUGCAACCUGUAUUGAGGAUUGCGGAGGCGCUCGCCAACUGCAUGCUGUUUCCCAGCAUGCGGCAGUUCUUAGGCCCGCUGCAGCAGCUGCUGCUGCAGCGGCGUGCUGCACUAGACGCAUGCAGUGCUGCAAAGCUGCAGCACCUCUUCAGGGCGCUGGGCUUUGAAGAAGAUGAUGAUGUUCUCCUGCUGCUGCACGAAGUGGCGUUUUCUCCGCCUGCUGCUGCAGCAGCAGGUUCUGCUGCAGCAGCAGGUUCUGCUGCAUCAGCAAGUUCUGCUGAAGCAGCAGAUUCUGCUCUAGCAGCAGAUUCUGCUCUAGCAGCAGGUUUUGCUGCAGCAGAAAGUUGUGCUGAAGCAGCAGAUUCUGCUCCAGCAGAAGAUUCUGCUGCAGCAGCAAGUUGUGUUGUUGCAGCAGAUUCUGCUGCAGCAGCAGAUUCUGCUGCAACAGCAAACUGUGUUGCAGCAGCAAGGUCUGCUGCAGCAGACACUGCAGCCUCAGCUAGCGUAGCAGACACCGGGCUUGCAGAUUUGAGUGCUUGA